Messenger RNA from Tauraco erythrolophus (red-crested turaco), 150 nucleotides. The record is from RefSeq and is a predicted model, not a curated record. Lineage: Eukaryota; Metazoa; Chordata; Aves; Musophagiformes; Musophagidae.
AGGCUUCGCACUGGAGUUCUCAGAGAUCUUGAGCGUCAAAAACAGAAAAAGGAGAACAUUCGCCUGCUGGAAGAGCAGAUUGCUUUGACAAAGCAGCUUGUGGAAGAAAGAGACAAGGUGCUAAUGGAAGAAGGGUCCCAGCAGCCUUAG